Messenger RNA from Lepus europaeus (European hare), 1553 nucleotides. RefSeq names its product MAF1 homolog, negative regulator of RNA polymerase III (gene MAF1). The transcript is spliced from 8 exons. Bases 397 to 1155 code for a protein of 252 amino acids. Gene Ontology annotation, molecular function: RNA polymerase III core binding. The record is from RefSeq and is a predicted model, not a curated record. NCBI's taxonomy places the organism in Eukaryota, Metazoa, Chordata, Mammalia, Lagomorpha, Leporidae. Gene Ontology annotation, cellular component: nucleus. Gene Ontology annotation, biological process: negative regulation of transcription by RNA polymerase III.
UCACAGGCGUGAGGCCGGGCCUGACGGACGCUUGUUGUUGUCCGGCUGGGGGAGGCGGAGGUCGCUGGUUCGCUCGCUCGCUGGGCCGAUCUGUGGCGGUCGGCGGCAGGUCGGUCGCGAGAGCGGGCGCUGUGCAGCGGGGUGAGGCUAUGUCGCGGUGGCAACCCGGAUGGGCCGGCAGGGCCGGGAGUAACGGGACGUCGCCGCGGAGCUUCCCCCGGAUACAGUGCGGCCUGCGCGCGGGCCACGGCGCCGCCCUCCGGUCCUGAGGAGCCCUCGCCGCGCGGAGCCUGUCGCGCCUUCGCACCGUCCCCCGCGCUAGCGGCCCGGCCCGGCCCGGCCCAGCCCAGGCAGGCAGCACCGGCCCCUGCGGGGCACCGCCCCCUCCCCGAGGCCAUGAAACUGCUGGAGAACUCCAGCUUCGAGGCCAUCAACUCGCAGCUGACCGUGGAGACCGGAGACGCGCACAUCAUCGGCAGGAUCGAGAGCUACUCGUGUAAGAUGGCGGGAGACGACAAGCACAUGUUCAAGCAGUUCUGCCAGGAUGGGCAGCCCCACGUGCUGGAGGCGCUGUCCCCACCCCAGACCUCGGGCCUCAGCCCCAGCAGGCUGAGCAAGAGCCAAGGAGGUGAGGACGAGGGCCCGCUGAGCGACAAGUGCAGCCGCAAGACCCUCUUCUACCUGAUCGCCACGCUCAACGAGUCCUUUAGGCCGGACUACGACUUCAGCACCGCCCGCAGCCACGAGUUCAGCAGGGAGCCCAGCCUGAGCUGGGUGGUGAACGCCGUCAACUGCAGCCUGUUCUCGGCCGUGCGGGAGGACUUCAGGGCCCUGAAGCCGCAGCUGUGGAAUGCGGUGGACGAGGAGAUCUGCCUGGCCGAGUGUGACAUCUACAGCUACAACCCAGACCUGGACUCGGACCCGUUCGGGGAGGACGGCAGCCUCUGGUCCUUCAACUACUUCUUCUACAACAAGCGGCUCAAGCGCAUCGUCUUCUUCAGCUGCCGCUCCAUCAGCGGCUCCACCUACACCCCCUCAGAGGCCGGCAAUGAGCUGGACAUGGACCUGGGGGAGGAGAGCGGGGGUGGAGGCAGUGAGGCCGGGGCCGAGGAGACCAGUGCCAUGGAGGACAGGGUCCCGGUGAUCUGUAUGUGACGAGGAGGAGCAGAGGCCCCAGCUUCAUCCAGCGUCAACCAAGCCUGGACCUGCGCUGCUGAGGGUCCCCAGGGCCGUCCCAGCUGCUGGCCAGACCCUGGCACUGCCCACGGCCACUCCUGCCUAGCCCUUUGGCUGCAGCCUGUGGACUGCACUCUGCCACAGGCUCCUGCUGCCCACACGGCCGCCACUGGCGGGGCGGCUGCACCACAGAGUUUAUUUUUGUACUUCCUUCUGGGCCGGCGGUCGCGGCCCCUGCCAGCGGGACCCAGCGGUCACCGGCUUUGACCUUGGGUGGCCCGUGGCGCCCACCUGUGCCCCCACCUCGCCCGUCGGGCCGCGUGCACUGAGUGUCACUUCGCUGCAGCUCAUUUGUUUCAAAUAAAAGUUUGCGUGAC